Messenger RNA from Acanthosepion pharaonis, 525 nucleotides. The record is from the annotation of a GenBank genome assembly. NCBI's taxonomy places the organism in Eukaryota, Metazoa, Mollusca, Cephalopoda, Sepiida, Sepiidae.
AUGUCUAUCUGUCUAUCUAUCUAUCUAUCUAUCUAUAGUUCUUUCUUUCGUUCUUUCUCUCUUUCCUUUCUUUUCUGUUCUUUCCUUUCUUCUUUCUUUUCUUUCUUUAAUUCGUUUUCCUUUCUUUCUUUUUUCUUUUCUUUUCUUUCUUUCUUGUUUUUUCUUUGUUUCUUUUCUUCAUUUCUUUCUUUCUUUUCUUGCUAUCAUUCUUUUACUUUCUUCUUUUUUCCUUUUACAUUCUUUUAUUUUUCUUUCUUUCUUUCGUUUUUCUUUCCUUCUCUUCUUUCCUUCUCUUCUUUCUUUGUUUUCUUGCUUUCAUUCUUUUUCUUUCUUCUUUUUACUUUCUUUCGCUUUUCUUUCUUUCGUUUUUCUUUCUUUCCUUCCUUCCUUUCUUUCUUUCAUUAUUUUUUUCUUUUGUUUUUACGUCCUUUCUUUCUUUAUCGUCUUUUCUUGUUUUCUUUCUUUUCCAUUCUUUGUCCCUUUCUUUCUUUCUUCUUUCUUUUUUCUUUCUUUCUGCGAGCUUAA